CCAUCCCGAGAGCCUGUUCUGGGAAAAGCUGCAGGACCGCGCGGCUUCUUUCGCGUUGCUUAAUUUUCUCCACCUUUUAACGUAAAACUUUAAGUUCCUAUUGGUUCCACAUAGAUGCGUGUGUAUGUAAACGUUUCUGAAAAGUUAAGGGUUGCAUUUCACAGACUAGAAAAUUAAAAGUACUUAAUGUAUGCUUGGUCAGUAAUAAAAGUAUAUGCACUGUUGAUGCCUGUUGGAUGGAGGAGUGCUCUGAGAAGAACUGUCUUUGAAUUCUUUCCUCAAGCUCUUGGAAACAAUUAUGUUUGGAAACACUGACUUAAACAGAAUGAACUCCAAGUCUUGAUGUUUAGUCUUCUAAAUAGUCUUCGUAUAUCCCUUACGUACUUUUCUUUAAAAUACAUAAGGCUUAAAAACAAGGACUCAUUUACAACCUGUUAUUAGAAAGCUUAGCUGAAAUCUUUAGUGUACGUAGUCGUACCAGAAGUGGCGUGAUGUUCUCCAAGCAUUGCAAGCGGUACACACUGCUUUGGAUAAAAAAAUAACAGUAUUAUGGCACAAGGCGACUGGAAGACCAAAGGAAGCCCAUCCACGGUUUAGCUGUUACUGGAAGUUAUAUAAUAUACGGUAUUUCAUCAACGGCGUGAGUUAAGUCAGAGUUCGCUUUAAUAGUUCAGACAUUGGCGGGCGAAUGGUGACUGUGUGACGCACUGGAGGAAGAAUUGCCUUGCUCUCCUUUUACAGUGAACCAACAUUUUCCGCUUUCAGCUUGACUGGAAUCCUCUCAACUGAGCAGCUAAUGGCUCCAGUUCCGCUGCUAGCACUCAAAGCUUAGGCCCCGGAGCGGGUUGCCUUACUUUUUUUCUUCUUGGGGUCUUUUUUUAUAGCAUGACAUCAUGGCCCAGAGUUGGCUAGAAUUAAUGGCGGGAAGAUGUGGUGGGCCUGUCUGUUGCGCAUGAGCCAAGCCGAGCUAUUAGUAUAUCUGCAGAGAUGGAGACGGAUCAGGCCCACGCAAGCCGCUCCUGCCUUCCUGGGGAGCGACGGCAGCUCAGGUGAGGUGGAGCCCCCAUGAUGUGACCAUUCCUCGGACUGUUUGAGUCUGGAUGAUGCCCAUUACCCAGGAGAACUCGCUGAGCUACCUGGCCCUGCUGGGGCGCUGGCUGGAGGCUACGGAGAACCACGCGGGACAGGGCGGCACGCAGCCAUGCCAGGCCGCCGUGCGUAAGCUGGUAGAGUACAUACAGCUAAACUUUGUGGAAGGGGACGCGGCCCUGCAGCCGGUGACGCCUCAGGAGGACAUGGACGUGGAGGUACGCGCCAUCUGGCUGCACAAGGCCCGUGGCGAUGGCCACGAGUUCGGCCUCAGCUUUGGGAACAUCCCUAUUUUUGGGGACCCUGAGGGUCGCAAGAAAGGACGGCGGAGGCGGAGGAAGGGCGACAAGGGCCCUGUCCUCGACGUCGGCUGCAUCUGGGUGACGGAGGUGAAGAAGAACAGCCCCGCCGCCCGCUGCGGGGACAUCAAGCUGCGGGACGAGCUCCUGACCAUCAACGGGCAGCUGAUGGUGGGCGUGGAUGUCACCGGGGCCAGUUACCUGGCUGACCAGUGCUGGGAUGGAGGGUGCAUCUAUCUAAUCAUGCUGCGGCGCGUCAAGAGGAAAGCCCCUCCCCAACCAUGCCGAAGCCCUGGCGGUGAAGAUGCAUGCAACGUGGGCGGGAACCGUGGCAGCAUCCCCUCAGAGCCUGGGGGCAGCCCCACACAGGACGGCAAAAGGACACGCAAGUUUGGCGUGAUAUCACGGCCCUCAUUUAACUAUGACGGCAAGGACAGUGCUGACUUUGAGCGGGAGGGCGGAUGCUGCUCCUCAUUGGACAAAGAGACUGUCUCCCAGGGCAACACACCCACAGGGGUAGGGUUAGCGUCCAUCGCCCCCAAACCAAUGCAGACCCAUAAACCCUACAAUGGGUCAUCUGCAACCUUACCUGCCCACUCCUGUAUGCGCCUCUCUGCUAGCUGCAAGACUGAGUCUUUGGACUGUGACAUUUCUAGUCAGUCAAGGGACGGCAGCCGGAUAUGGAAGAUGCACAUGGUGAAAGGGAAGGACGGCCUGGGAGUUCAGAUCACGGGCGGCCGGGGCUCCAAGCGAUCCCCCCACGGCAUUGUUGUGGCACACGUCGAAAUGGGGGGUUCUGCUCAAAGGGACGGCAGGCUGAAGGCGGGGGACGAGCUGCUGAUGAUCAACGGGCAGUCGCUGGUGGGCCUGGCGCACCACGAAGCCGCAGCCGUCCUGCGCUCGGCUGCGGGGGUGAUCCAGCUCGUGGUCACCAGCAGGGAGGAGUCUGCUGUUGAUUUCCAGAAGUACCCCUCCACCAGUUUGCCGGAUCUAGUAAGCACAUGUUCAUCGAAUGACCCCCACUUACCCCCAUUCACCAACAAGGAGAAUGUGGAGCUGGGGGCGGAGGAGGUCUCAGCCAGCAGCCUCUCCUUGCCGACACAUGACUCGUUCCCAGAAAUGGAUAAAUUGGAGGAGCGAGGGAGGAUGGAAGGGCCGAAAGGAUUCUGUCGCAGUCCCACCUCCCUGAAGUUCAGAAGUCGAUCGCAAGGUGGAGGCAGCCGUUUGGAGUCAGUCGGGGAGGAUGAUGAGUUAAUCGUGGAGAACGGGGAUGCUGGCAGCAACAAGAUGGAGAAGCCGACUCGAGGGGGGCGCAAGCACUCGCUGCCCCACCAGCUGGACACCACAGGCGUCCGACAGUUUGUUGGAUGCUCUCAGGAAUAUCAAAUUGUGAAGAAAUCAGCACGCUCCUUAAGCACCGUUCAAGUGGAGUCUCCAUGGAGACUGGUCCAGCCAUCCGUUAUCUCAAAUAUUGUCCUGAUGAAAGGACAGGGGAAGGGGCUCGGCUUUAGCAUCGUAGGUGGACAGGACUCUGCCCGCGGGAGGAUGGGCAUUUUUGUGAAGACCAUCUUCUCGAAUGGUGCCGCCGCUGCAGACGGACGACUGAAAGAGGGGGAUGAAAUCCUGGAGGUGAAUGGGGAAUCUCUGCAGGGCCUCACCCACCAGCAGGCCAUCAACACCUUCAAGCAGCUGAAGAAAGGUGUGGUCACCCUGACAGUGCGCACACGCCUGCGCAGCCCCAGCCUCACUCCCUGCCCCACACCGACGCCGCUGAGCCGCUCCAGCUCCCCCAGCUCCAACGCCAGUGGGGGGGCAUCCAUGCCCACGGGGGCCGAGGAUGGUGACGCAGUCUGCCGCAAGGGACCCGGGCCCAAGGAUCGGAUCGUAAUGGAAGUCACUCUCAGCAAAGAGCCAGGCGUGGGCCUGGGAAUAGGGGCCUGCUGCCUCACUCUGGAAAACAGCACCCCAGGGAUCUACAUCCACAGCCUAGCCCCCGGAUCUGCGGCAAAGAUGGAUGGGCGGCUGAGCCGUGGCGACCAGGUCCUGGAGGUUGACUCUGUCAGCCUCCGCCAUGCUGCCUUGAGUGAAGCCUACGCCGUCCUUAGCGAGUGUGGACCGGGCCCCGUCAGCCUCAUCGUCAGCCGCCACCCCAACCCCAAAGUCUCAGAACAGGAAAUGGAUGAAGUCAUCGCUCGCAGCACCCAGAGAGAGAGCCUGAGCAAGGAUCACCACUCCUCCCAUCCUCUAGGCAUCCCCUCCAAAAGCCCCUCACCCUCUGUGAGAGCCAGGCAGGGUGAGGCCUCUGCACCUCUAAGCUGGACUAUGAAGAGAUUCCUUGAGCCAGCCAGCAGGCAAGGGUCCUUGAGCUCCGAGGCCGAGCUCUCUCAGUACUUCUCACACAGCGUCCCCAGUCAGUCCUCACUGUCGGAGAGCGCAGUGACAGGCUCCAGUGAUGACAACCCACUGCCCCAUAGGAGCUGCAGCACUUCAUUAGACGAGGCUGGCUCUCCGGCUCGUGCUGCAGCCUCCAAUGGUGUGAGCAUGGACAGUGAGGCCGUGUGUCCAGAUGAAGCCGUAAGAACCCCUGAGCCCACGGACCUGCACGCGGAUGCAGCCCAUCAAGCCAGACUCUGCAGCAGCCCCAGCUCAGUCCGCAGCCCUCUGCUCCGGCAGCGCCGUGUCAUAUGCUACGAUGACGAGGCCAGCGACGAGGACGAGGACCCCCCAUGCGUCUCGGACAAAAAGAGGCUUUUUAGGAUGCAGCCAAAAGCUGGAGCAGAGUGCCGGAAGCUUCCAGGGCAUGGCCCAGCUAUCAGCGUGUCUUCACUGGAGGCAGACGAGGGCAGCAGCAAAGGGCCCUCCAAGGACCGUGUGGAUGGCCGUGAUGUCAAACCACUCCCCCCAGGGGUGGAGUCACCCUUCAUGCCCAUUCGCUGCUUAGAGUAUGAGGGUGGUGGGGGAGGGACAAACCUUGGGGUACAGGAACCCCUCUGCGAAGUCCUGCUGGAGUCAAAGCGCUCCCCCAAGCUUGAGCACAAGGCUGUGACACGGGUGAAGAGCAUGAUGAGCACAGAGAGCCAUAACCUACUGAACCAGCGCAAGGGGGAGGAGCUUCACCCAUCCAAUGUCCAGACUGCAUCCCGCCCGCUGAUCUGCCCACUGCCCCUCUGCAAAAAGGCCGAGCUCGGUGAAAUGGGGGGUGCGUGCACUACAGAGACAGUGCUACUGCAGAGGAGUGAAGAGGAGUCCUUUGGUCUUGAUCUGGAGAUAAAGUCCUCCCCCCUCAAGGUCCUGAUUACAGGGCUACAGCCAGGCGGGCCUGCAGAAAGAGAAUCCAUGGGCAAGCUAUGUGUUGGAGAUGAGAUACUGGGGAUAGGAGACAAAUUGUUGUGCACCUCCACUUAUCAAGAAAUCUGCGAUGUCUUGCACACCCUCCCAGUAUCUCUCACUUUACAAGUUAAGAAGCCAGUUUCAGCUGUCGACCGACUUUCCAGCCUCAUGAUGUCAGUGAGUAGUGAUGGAAUGUCCUGCAAAAACCUUUUGGAGGAAAAUCCAGAAGAACUGGAGAAGGACUGUAAAAAUCUGGAAGGUGCUGCUCUGCAACCAGAGUUACAAGAGACCAUCUCAGAACAUUCUAAUUUAAAAGAUUUGCUCAAUGAGAUACCUGUGACCGACAUUGACGAUUUUAUCUGUGAGUUAAGCUCAGCAGGAAAUACUGAUGAUAUCAACACCAAUGCCAGUAUGGAAGUACAAAAUAAGAAAUCUCCUCCAAGCAAAACAGAGGGCAGUAACCUGAACAGUAUUAAAAAUACUCGUAUUCCGACUUCAGAAUCAAAUGAUUUGGAUAGCAGGCCUCUAGCUGUCAGUAAAAAGUUUCUAAGCAAUUACUCCAGAAAUUUCAAGGAUUCCUGCAGUGAGGACCAAUUUCAUACAAGUGAAGAAAGUAGAGCAAACGAUAGUAGCUCUUGCAAGUGCAUGUAUGGCAUAGUGGAUGACUCUGACUCAGAAAGUAAUUCUGGUAAUGAGGGUGUUCACCAGAUAAAACACACCCAAUGUGCCGAUCCUUUCCAGAGUGGCGAUCAGCAGGUUUUAGUCUCUGAUGAAGAGCAAGUUGAGAUUUGUUUCAAGGAGGUAUAUCACUCCAGCACAGAAAGUCAAGCAAAGAUGAGCAAGAUCCAAGAAAAAUCUGUCUUAUUUCAAAACGAAGGCUCAGAUGGUAUGUGUAUGAAAAAAACACAUUCCUUCGAUUUGCGACAAGGAGAAUUGCCCUUGCCCUCGCAAAGACUGACUUGCUCAGGUCUUCAAACCCAAGCAAAUGAAGAGAUGAAUUCAUCUGAAUAUACACAGCGUCAAAGCACGUCCAUCAGAGGUGCCACUGCGAAGCACCAAUCCGUUGUUGAAAACCUUCCUUGUUUCAUAAAACAGCCAGCAGUGUCAUCACUGGUGGUCCAGUCUGGCAAAACACACAAAGCCGUUUCAAGGCUAAAUAACUGCUCUCUUGUGUCAGCCAGUGGUCAUGUUGUCUCAACGACUAAAGCUGCCACAUUGCCUCAAACAAAUGUAGUGUUUACUUCAGACAAGCAUCGUAAUCUACAGCCGUCAUCCCAACUGGGUUCAGCAAAGUUAAAGGGGGUUCUUUACAGCCAGUGCAAAACACGAGGGAGAGUCCAGUCAAUCGCAGUGUCAAAAGAUAAGGAACGAAAGAAAGUGCAGACUUUGUCAGAACCACAACAUAAUGUUAGUAAUCACAUUGCCAGGAGCCCUGGGAUGAAAGCUCAGAGUGAUACUUCAGGCCUAAACCCAUUAAAUAGCAGAACCAGACUUCAUGAUAAAGCAUAUAGACCAAGUAAAAGUAAGAGCACAAGUAAGGUGCAGGAUCAGUCUGUCACCAGACUAGCAGGGGUUGAAAGUCCAUUUCAGAAGCAGCCCCUGGCUUCCCCUUGUCAGUCUCCCAAACAGCUGAGCAAAAUGUCUUGCAACUUAAAAGCAAGCAAAAAGUUGGAGAAAAGUCCCACAUUGCCAAAAAUGUGUGGGUAUGGCCAAGAUGAGGAUGUGCUCAAUUGUAAAAAUCCCAUUAUGGACUUAAAACUUUCAGAAAAAAGCCAUUUACGUUCUGAGCAACUUGCAAAGAACAACAAUGAAUCCUCACUCUUAAGAGAGGAAGAAUCAGCUCAACGUACUGAAACAGUUUCACCAGAAGCUGAGUCAGAAACAAUACCUUUCCAGAGCACUUUUACUGAGGUCAGACUCUCCCCCCCAUCUUCUUUGCCAUCAUCAUCAGUAGCUGCAUCCAUUCUGGGAAGGAAGGUUAUUCCAGAGAACAAAGUAGCUUCAGGCCAGACUCUCUUAAUGACGGAAUCAUUAGUUCACAAACAUUUUAAUGGAAUUUCAGCAUCAUCUGGACCACCUUCUGUGUUUAAACAGGAAAAUCCUGUAAGCCCUCCAUGUAACAGGGAACAUUUCAGCAUUGUUUCAUAUGAAGGAACAAUUGCUAGAGGAAAACUCUGUCCCCAGGUAAAUAACAGUCAAGCUGAUAGUGCUUUCAACAGCAUCACAAUUAGGGUUGAUGGGAAGGCGGAUAGGUCUAAAUUAAGACUUUCAAGACUGGAACAACGAAGUCGCUUGAUAGACACGGUUUCAGCAUGGUCCAGUCCCUUUUCUGUCCAGCAGAAAAUCAAAUCCUUUGAAAACAUAUCUUGCUAUGACAGGACAGUUACAAAGUGUGUCAGUGUUCAUCCCUAUACGCUUUCCUGCAAACUGUGCAGGAGGUCAUCUGGUCACGUAAGACCAGUAAGUUCCCAUGCUUCUGAGCCUCAUUCCUUGAGGAGAAGCUUGAGUUCGGUCAUUGAAAAUUUCAGUGAAGUUCCAGCGAGGUCCAUCCAACUAAGGACAUCUGCGUGCAGGACAAAUUUGGUCGAUUUUAAUUUGUUCCACUUGCAUCGCAAGAAGGAGUCCCACAAAGAAGAAAAAUCUGUCAGUCUUUCGUGUGCUCUGGAGCAGGACAAGACCAAGCAGACUUCAUCUGUAAUGCAAAGCAUAAAUGCCCAGAAAAUUUCUGGCUUGUCUAACUGGAGACUGAGGGAGCUGAGGACUUUGAGUAUGCCAAACCUCGAUAUAUUUUGCAGUGGCAGCCAUGCAGUGGACAAAAACAGCAUCAGUCCUGAAAACAAGCUUGAGGUCUAUAGCCAGGCAAGGUUGGGGACAAUGCCUGAAGAUAUUGAAGGUCUGAUUUCACUCUCCAGUGAAGUAGAUUCUUCAGGUUUGAACAGGAGUACAUCAGGCAGUAGAAACAUGAUCAAUGGGAAGCAAAAUCUACACUGCAGCUGGUCAAUCAGCAUGAAGCAUCUGUCUAAUUCCUCCCUGGAUCAGAAAAAACUGCAAACAGUUCUGAACUCUCUGACCAACCAAUGGAAUGUGUUGAGCUUCAUUCAGGAAAUCAAGGCUCUGUCUGAGAACAGAGAAGACAUUUACUUUGUGGUUUUAACUAAAGAAGAAGGCUCUGGUCUGGGCUUUAGUAUUGCUGGGGGGAUUGACCUGGAGCAAAAAUCAAUAACCGUUCACAGGGUUUUUUCCAGAGGGCCUGCUAGAGUGGAGGGAACCAUUCAGCGGGGGGACAGCAUCAUCUCCAUUAAUGGAACUGCCGUCAUGGGGAGCACACAUGGUGAAGCCCUGGACUACCUCCACAAAGCUCGGCUCCAAAGACAAGCAUUGGUGAUCAUAAGAUCCAGGAAGGACAGUGAACCCACGCAGGCUUCGACCACUGAUAAAGCAAGACAGACUGAGUAUCUACAAGACAUCUCUAUAGAAACCGGAUCAGCUGUGAAAGAUGAUACUGACGGUGCCCUUAAUGUGGAGCUCCAGAAGACAUCUGCAGGCCUGGGCUUCAGCUUGGAUGGAGGCAAGGCCUCUGCUCAAGGAGACAGACCUCUCAACAUUAAACGCAUUUUCAAAGGUGGCGCUGCGGAGCUUUCCAAAGCCAUUGACGUUGGAGAUGAGGUCCUGGCCAUUAACGGGAUAUCUCUUCAGGGACUUAUGCACUAUGAUGCCUGGAAUAUUAUCAAAGCAGUCUCACUGGGUCCUGUGCAGCUGGUAAUAAGAAAGCCUAGAAGCAGUAUAUGAUAGCAGACCCUUACUUUGUAUAUUAAUUCCAUUAGAAAUGAAAUCACAUCUGACUUGCACCAAAAGAUGUAAACAAACUAUUACUUCUAUUUCUAUGAAAUUUUAUCUUUGUUAAUGUGUAACACUUUGUUUCUCUGUAUCAAACAACCUUUUGAAUGGACAUUUAAUGUUAUUGAUGAUGACUUAAGUGUACAGUGAUACCAUGAGUCUGUGCUGAAAAAAAUAAAAUUUUAAAUAACG
Molecule: messenger RNA, 8747 nt
Organism: Paramormyrops kingsleyae
Lineage: Eukaryota; Metazoa; Chordata; Actinopteri; Osteoglossiformes; Mormyridae
Gene: pdzd2
Product: PDZ domain containing 2
Molecular function (GO): protein binding
Source: RefSeq, a predicted model, not a curated record